Molecule: messenger RNA, 4417 nt
Organism: Daphnia pulicaria
Lineage: Eukaryota; Metazoa; Arthropoda; Branchiopoda; Diplostraca; Daphniidae
Exons: 5
Coding region: 613-3651 (1012 amino acids)
Biological process (GO): protein phosphorylation; intrinsic apoptotic signaling pathway in response to endoplasmic reticulum stress; IRE1-mediated unfolded protein response
Cellular component (GO): IRE1-TRAF2-ASK1 complex
Molecular function (GO): RNA endonuclease activity; ATP binding; protein serine/threonine kinase activity
Source: RefSeq, a predicted model, not a curated record
UCGAAUUUGUUUACUAUCCAUUUAGGAUCUGGAUUCCCGGAUUUUUUCAUCCAAUCAAGGAGAAUGUUUGUGAAUUCUACAAUCCAGGCAUGGGCUUGGACAUACCUCCUAUUCCCACUCUCACUCCAAUAGUCGCCAUUGAUCAACACAAAUUUUGGGUUGGCGAAUCCGCCCAAUGAACUAUUCGGAUCAGCCAUUGAGAACUGUAUUUUUAUCUUAAAAUAAAAUAGUGACACAAAUAAAUAAAAGAUAUGGUUGAGAUGUAAAAUAUUAUACCUUGAAGAGAACAGAGAAGUCUAAUAAUUUAUAAUACGACUGUAAGCUUAAGAAUUCACAAAAUUAAGUUUAGUUACAGCUACUUAGCCUUCCAACGCAGCGAAAAUCUCCGUAGAAAAGAAAUGAAAUUUUAUUUCGAAAUAGAAAUUUUUUUUUUCUUUCCUUAUCUUAUCUUAUCGCAAGCUCGCAGCACACUGAUAUCUCAUAAAGUAUGUGAUUAAGGCCUAGCCUAGUAACUACGCAAUAGCACAAUUUCGAAACCUUGUCAUACAAAGACGCAGUGGUUGAAAAUUUCGCUUAAAAAUUGUGAAUGUGAUUUUCUUUUAGUGCAUAAAUAUGGAUACGGACAUGGAGGAAAUUAGCACUGAUACAGAUUUUUGCUAUAAAAUCCCCCGCUGGAACUUUCCAACCCAUUACCUUAACUAUGAUCGUUAUAAUCAACUGAAGACAAAAUCACUUACAGAUGAUGAUGAACGUGAGAAAUUCGUUCUUGUAAGACGAAUACAUCCCAACGUCUUCAAAAUCGUAGAGAACUAUGACAGUUACAAGAGAAGGGAAUACACUCAUUUUCGUGGAGAAUGCACCACAUUAAAUAAAAUCUGGAGGAGUGAUAAAAAAAAGAAACUACUACCGGAUCAUUUUACAGCUAUAUUGCAAUUAGCUUUAGGACUUGAGUACCUUCACUCACAAAAAUUGAUUCACGGAGAUAUAAAACCGGAAAACGUCGUCAUUUGCAACAGUGGUACUGAGAUAACUUUGAAAUGGGCCUAUUUCGAAUCGCCAUCACGCUAUGACAAAUCAAAGAAAGUUGAUAUUCAAGAGCAAACAAAUAAACAAAAAGUAAGUGAUCGAAUUGAUCAACUAAUGCAAAAGGGAGAAGAGAAGCUGGAAUCAGAAACGAAUAUCGAAAAAGCAACAGGAUCAACAUUUUCUAUAGAACAUGAAAAAAAUCCACAAAAAACAACUGAUGAAACGCACACAAUAAAGCAAAAGUUGCAAGAUAAGGAAGAAUCCAAAAUAAAUAUCGAAAAAGGAACUGAGAAAAUGAGUGACAUUGACACAAAAAAAUUCCUCAUGUUUGAAACAAAAUUUUUCACGGAUAAAAGAUCGAGAACAUGGCAAGCUCCCGAGUUGCAAACAUUAUCAAAUCCUCGAACACUUGCUACUUUUGAAAGUGACGUCUUUGCAGCGGGCUUGGUCUUUGGUUCGCUUCUUUUAAAUGGAGCCCAUCCUUUUGGAGUUGAUGAAGACAAAAUAAUAUCAAACAUCAAAAUGAAUGAACCGGUCAAUGUUAAAAAAAUGGAAUCGAAACGAGUUACUGAAUUAAUCUUGCAAAUGUUGACUUACAAAAAAGAAGAAAGAAUAAUUACAUCGUCAGAUGUUGUUGAACAAAUGCAAUUAAUCCAAAAAGAGAUUUUAGAAAUUCCCACAUUAAUAGACGAAUUGGGAAAGAAAACCAUCAUACCAUGGUAUUGCCGAUUUAAUCAUCAGGAAAAAAAUGUAAUUCAAACACUUCAACUCCUAAUUGCAAAUGGAGGCGAUGUCAACAGUGUCGAUGAAAAUGGAAAUAACGCGCUACAAAUUAUGUGUAACUUUUACAAACUGGAAAAUUUAAUUGAGUUAAUUCAACUUUUGAUUGAAAAUGGAAUCAAAGUCAAUUGCGAAAACAGAUACGGAGAUAAUGCUCUCACUUUAUUGUGCGCAAGUUAUAAAAACGAAAAUUUAAUCGACAUCAUUCGACUUUUGAUUGAAAAUGGAAUCGAAGUCAAUUGCAAAACCAAGUACGGAAAUGCUCUCACUUCCUUGUGCCGCAAUUAUCAAAUCGAAAAUUUAAUUGAUAUCAUUCGACUUUUGAUUGAAAAUGGAAUCGAAAUCAACUUCAAAGACACGAACGGAUGGAACGUUCUUACUUUAUUGUGUUGUCAUUAUCGAAAAGAAAAUCUAAUUGAGAUAAUUCAACAUCUGAUAAAUAAUGGAAUUGAAGUCAACUGCAAAAACCACCACGGAGAUAAUGCUCUCACUACAUUGUGCGAAUAUUAUAAAAACGAAAAUUUGAUUGAGAUAAUUCAACUUUUCAUUGAAAAGAGGAUCGAUAUCAAUUUCAAAACCAAAUCCGGAGAUAAUGCUCUCACUAAAUUGUGCACAUACACAAAUAAAGACGAAAAUUUAAUUGACAUUAUUCGACUUUUAAUCAAAAACAGAAUCGAAAUCAACUGCAACAACAACUACGGAGAUAAUGCUCUCAUUAAAUUGUGCGAAUAUUAUAAAAACGAAAAUUUGAUUGAGAUAAUUCAACUUUUCAUCGAAAAUGGGAUCGACAUCAAUAACAAAAACAUUUUCGGAGAAAAUGCGUUCACUUUAUUAUGCGGAAAUUAUAAAAAGGAAAAUUUAAUUGAGAUAAUUCAACUUUUCAUCGAAAAUGGGAUCGACAUCAAUUGCAAAAACAACAAAGGAGAUAAUGCUCUCACUAAAUUGUGCAAAUAUUACAAAAACGAAAAUUUAAUUGACAUCAUUCGACUUCUAAUUGAAAAUGGAAUUGACAUACAUUUGAAAGUAAACCAUUCAGAGAAUGUAUGUCUUUAUGUUUUGGAAAACUUUAAAGAUAAAACUCCAUUAGACGAAGUCAUAAAACUGUUGAUUCGGCAUGGGAUUCAGUUUAGUAGCAAAUGCUGCAAAAAACUGCAAGAAUGCGGAAUGGAAAAUCAAAUCGGUGGAUUGGAAAUACUAAAAUAUAUGGCCGAAGAAGAGUUAAGCUUAGGAUGGCAUCCUAACUGUAGCAGUUGCAAUCAUAUUAUAUCAAUUGAGGAAAGUGCUAGAAGGCAAGCGCAACACCACCAAAUGUUUGGUAACGCAUUUGUUGCCUAUCACAUGAUACUGAAGGAUUUACAAGCAUGGCAGAAAUCUACCCAAAAGUCUGUUGCUGAUCAGGACGAACCAAAUCCAGGAAAAUUGUGCGAAGAAGCUCAAAACCAUUUUACGACCUCUGAAGAUCAAGAGUGCUUUAAAACAAUGGUCGAAAUCGGCGAGCAAAUGAAAGGAGGAGACUCGAGUCUUUUCCAGUGCGACCUGUACGAGCAUUACAUGAGAAGUUUGCAUAGUAUCGCGCGUAUAAUCGGAGCUGAAAAAUCAAAGAAGCAGAUUGAGUUUUUUUAUCUUCUUCCAUUUGAUUAUUCAUUGACGUUCCCAGCCGAUAAAAAAGAUGACCCUGAAUUCAAAACAGCACUUAGCGAAUGGGACAAAACUCUUUUUUGUUGGAUGCAUAAACCAGGCAAUGACUAUUUCGGAAAAACUUUGAAAAAAGAUAGCAUGAAGGGUUUGUUUUCGUCAGUGAAUUAUUCCCUAAAUUGUCACGGGCAACAACGGAAAAAGCAGUGAACUUCAAAAGCGCUCCUUACAUUAUUGAACCCCUAAAUAAAAUUGGGAACCGAUAUAAAUAGUGCAUCAUUUUAGUUUAGAAAAACCAUAAGGGAGCAGGGGUGUCAAAUUACUAAAUAACAUGUGCCUCAUUGGAAUUAAUUUGGGUAAAUCACAAGAAACAAUUGGAAUCUUGAAAUACAUUUUUUUCCCAUCUCAAAUUCAAUUUGGAAGUCAAAAUUAUUCCUUCACUUUGCGUAAGAAAAUAACAGCCAACAAAAAACGUAAGAAAAGCUGGUGAUCACGCUACUAAUGUUUAAUCCAGCAGACACGAACGAACGGCAAAAAAAAGCGUUUUUUUUAAUGCCAGUUGAAGUCACUACUGUUUUCCUGGACAAGAAACUAAUGAAAAUAUUGGAACUUACCGUGAAAUAUUGGACCAGUAUGUGCUAAUGUCCAAUUUUUUGGUGAGUGAAUUAUUAUAGGCCAACUCACUAAACAGGCAGUAAGCCAGGUUCCACCCUUCAUCCUGGCAGAAAAUAAACAGUCACAUAAAAUGUUGUGUCAAUAUUAAGCAAAAGUCUAUUACUAUUCAUUGGGCCAUAUUUUGAAAACUGAAAUAACUUGAGCAACUUAAAAAUGAUAUGAAAUCUUGUAAAGUUACUCCAGAGCCCCUCAGCCUUACUUUAACCCACAAGCCAAACAAGAUUUUCUUUCCAUAAUCCGUAUGCAAGUCCGAGUACACUCAAAGUCAAAUCCUCUUUAAGAAAACAAUUUACAAUCACAU